GGUUUUAGCUUUGUCCCCUAAUGCCCCACUUGACACCAUGCUGCUCUGUGUGGAUUUGGUCCUCAGGGGAAAAUCCUUAAAAUGAUGGAAGACAACAAACAGCUGGCGCAGAGGAUUGAUGGGGCCAUCCAGUCCGCCAGUCAGGAAGUGACCAACCUCCGCUCCGAGCUCUCUGCCACCAGCCGCAGACUGGCAGAGCUGGGCGCCAGCAGCCCCCCAGCCUUGGAGAACCACCACCAGCACAACCACCACGAUGACAGCCUCCACUACCGGGAUCCAUCAGUGCAUCACAGGCAGAAGUCGGUAGUGACGGACAUGUGCUACCCGACAGAGAUAUCCAACUUGAUGGACUUUGGCACUCCAGACUCCUCGCUAGGCAAAGUGUUGUUGCGCGAGGAGGUGGCCCAGCUUCAAGAGGAGGUGCACCUGCUGAGGCAAAUGAAGGACAUGUUGAGUAAGGACCUGGAGGAGACCCAGGGUGGCUGCUCUGCCAAUCUCCUCUCAGCCACCGAGCUCCGUGUACAGCUGGGUGACAAGGAGCAGGAGCUGGACCGCGCCAAGGAGGCCUUACAAGCUAUGAAAGCAGACCGCAAGCGUCUAAAGGUGGAGAAGGCAGACUUGGUGAGUCAGAUGCAGCAGCUAUACACCACACUCGAGAGCAGAGAGGAGCAGCUGCGAGAUUUCAUACGCAACUAUGACCAGCACCGAAAGGAGAGUGAGGAUGCAGUGAAGGCCUUGGCAAAGGAGAAGGACAUGCUGGAGCGGGAGAAGUGGGACCUGAGGAGGCAGACCAAAGAAGCCACGGACCAGGCCAACAUCCUGCGCUCUCACAUGGACAUGAAGGAGAACAGGAUCAAAGAACUGGAGGCUGAGCUCACCAUGGCGAAGCAGUCUCUGGCCACGCUGACGAAGGACGUACCAAAGCGUCACUCCUUGGCCAUGCCUUCAGAGCCCGUGGUGAACGGCAGUCAGGAGUGGGUGAUGCAGGCCGACCUGCCGCUCACCGCAGCCAUCCGUCAGAGCCAGCAGACGCUCUACCACGGACACACCACAGACAGACAGGCUGUAGUCAGGAUCAGCCCCUGCCACUCUCGCCAGCCCUCUGUCAUCUCUGAUGCCUCGGCGGCCGACGGGGACCGUUCAUCCACACCCAGUGACAUCAACUCCCCUCGCCACCGGACCCACUCCCUCUGCAAUUCCAUGGAGGACCUGGAGGACCAGAAGCGUAAGAAGAAGAAGGAGAAGAUGACUCUGGGAUCCCUGUCACGGGUGUUUGCUCGGGGCAAGCAGCGCAAGUCACUGGACCCUGGCCUGUUUGAUGGUACAGCCACCCCUGAUUAUUACAUAGAGGAGGAUGCCGACUGGUGAUGUGUGUGAGCGUGUGUGUGUGUGUGUCAGUGUAGAUAUCCAGAUGGCUUUGGGUAAUGAGCAUUUUGUGUAUGCCUGUUUGAGUGUAUGUGUGUGCAUGUGCGUGCGAGUGUGUGUUUGGGGGGCGCAUGCGUUUCAAAAGAAAAGCCAGAGAGAGACUGCUAUCUGUACAUGUAUAUUACUCUUAAAUUGUAUGUUUGUAAAUUAGAUAUAUAUUUAUAGAUGUACAUGUAUGCAUAUGUAUAUAUGUUUACAUGCAUAUAAAUAUAUAAGCGGGGUUAUUAUGUGUAGACAUGUUUAUGCUGUAUUAUCUGCCAAAUGUCUUAAUGUUUUCUUUUUUUUUUACAACUGGAGACUUGAAGGACUGCUGUUCAUAUGUAAAUAGGAGUUACUGUGCAACUAGUGCUUGUAAAUGUCUUUUGGCUUUUUUUUUUUUUACUUUACAGUUGCUUUUAUCAUGCUUUUGGACAUUGAUUUCUCAAUUUCUACUUAUCUCUUAUCUUAUUUGGCUUCCUUAUUUCUUACUGUUACACUUGUAAAGAGGAAAUCAAGAGAAUCUAAUCCCGGCUUAGUCAUUAGUUGAUUGGCUGUGUGGAAAUGGAGUUUAAAAAAGAAAAAAAAAAAAGGUACAGAUAGUCAGAUAGUCAGUCUGGAGCCAAGGUUAACUGUAAGGAGGUAAAAUUGUUGAUAUUUGGUAUUCUAGUUUACUACCAAAUACUAACAUCAUUGUUCCUAAACAGCCUCAUUCUCCCAUUUAUUUCUAAUUUCUCCAUUUGAAAAAUAAAUAUUUACUAACUGUGGUAGGCCAGAAAAUAGUGGUUGAAGUUGCUAUCUGGGAGGUGUGAAAGUCUAUGAUAGGAUUGUCAUCAGGCCAGUGGUAUGAAUACCAUGUGAGUAUAUAUACAUAUAUAUAGCCAGUAUAUAUACCUAGUGUAUAUAUACCCAGUAAUAUGAUGGCAAAGUAUGAUAAUGUGGACAGCAGGGAGGCUUUGUGGGUGUUGAUGUGGAGCCUCUUGAUCCAUUUUGUGAUGAUGAAUGUUUCAGAUUGUAAUGAUCUUCUCUAAUUAACGGCUGGCCUACAGGGUUCCCGACUGAGUCUUCCUUAGAUGAGAUUAACGGAAUAGAUUUAAAAACACAAAACCAAAAUUAUCUUUUAAAAAAUAAUUCAUAUUUAUUCAUACCCUAUGUCUGAUAAAUCCUGUCAAAACAAUGUGCAAGUGCCAAAGGUUAAAAAGUUGAUCUUUGAAAAGUAGGUGUCUGUUACCACUCCACCACUGUUAGCACUAGCCUUGUAACAUUGCUUAUGCCUUUGAUUAAUUUCCUAUUGACCGCUACCUAACAUGUGCCAAUAUGAGACAAAGGAAUGUGCAUUAAAACACCUGCAUGAUCACCUGUGCUGCUUUGGUUAGACGUCCAUUCAUUACCAGUCAGAUUAAUGAUCUCCACCACCCUGUGUUGCUCCUGUGUUGCCCGUAUCACUCCCCCUUUACCAGACUUUAUUUCGUUGCAUUAUGAAUGCACGGUCCCUUUUUGUUUUGUUGUUGAUGUUGUUCUGCUUUGUGCAGAACCCCUCCUCAUUUCUUGCAAAUGUGGUUCUAACAAUUAUCUGUUAAAUGGUUUGUAAUUUAGGAAAUGUUGCAUAAAAGAGUAAAUCUAUUGAAGUAUUUUAUUUAAAGAACAAGAGGUAACUUCAAAUAUGAGAUUAUCUGCUGCAGCUGUUGCAGCCAGAGGUUGA
Messenger RNA from Myripristis murdjan (pinecone soldierfish), 3103 nucleotides. It is a transcript of the gene kaznb, whose product is annotated as kazrin, periplakin interacting protein b. Lineage: Eukaryota; Metazoa; Chordata; Actinopteri; Holocentriformes; Holocentridae. The record is from RefSeq and is a predicted model, not a curated record. The transcript has 8 exons. The coding region runs from base 82 to 1368 and encodes 428 amino acids.